Messenger RNA from Pyrus x bretschneideri (Chinese white pear), 2191 nucleotides. Its product is annotated as protein DETOXIFICATION 16. Gene Ontology annotation, biological process: xenobiotic detoxification by transmembrane export across the plasma membrane. The record is from RefSeq and is a predicted model, not a curated record. Gene Ontology annotation, cellular component: membrane. Lineage: Eukaryota; Viridiplantae; Streptophyta; Magnoliopsida; Rosales; Rosaceae. Gene Ontology annotation, molecular function: xenobiotic transmembrane transporter activity; antiporter activity. Bases 61 to 1533 code for a protein of 490 amino acids. The transcript has 8 exons.
CAAAGAUAGUGGUAUUCAACGCUUGCUCUUCGAAGAAAAGAAACAAAACAAAAUACUCAAAUGGAUCCGGAAGUACAAACAGCGGGUCUCGAGUCACCCUUGAUUCCAGUUCUUCCUCAAGAACUUGAAGUACAAAGAAAACAAGGACCGCUGAGCAAAGAUGAGGUUAUCAAGGAAGUAAAGAAGCAGCUUUUGUUGGCAGGGCCACUUGUGUCCUCAAAUUUCUUGCUAUUUGGUAUGCAGGUGAUUUCAGUCAUGUAUGUUGGUCACCUUGGGGAGCUGGCACUUGCAGGUGCUUCCAUGGCUACUUCAUUUGCUUCAGUCACUGGUUUGAGCUUGAUAAUAGGAAUGGGGAGUGCAUUAGACACAUUCUGCGGCCAGUCCUAUGGUGCAAAACAGUAUCACAUGCUUGGUAUACACUUACAGAGAGCAAUGCUUGUUCUUGGCCUGGUCUGCAUUCCUUUGGCAACUGUAUGGUUCAAUGCUGGUCAUAUUCUUAAAUUCUUGGGUCAAGAUCCUGAAAUAGCAGCUGCUGCUGGAAAUUAUGCUCAUUUCCUGAUUCCGUGUCUUUUUGCAUAUGCAAUCCAACAAUGUCAUUCUAGAUUUUUGCAAACUCAAAACAAUGUGGUUCCCAUGAUUGCUAGCACAGGCACAGCAACGCUAUUGCACUUGUUUCUCUGUUGGUUUCUGGUAUACAAGACUAGCCUUGGAUAUAGAGGUGCGGCGUUGGCAAACUCCAUCUCAUAUUGGAUCAAUGCAUUGUUGUUAGUUGUUUAUGUCAGAGUCUCUCCCUCUUGUAAGCAUACAUGGGCUGGAUUCUCAAAGGAGGCCUUCUGUGGAAUUCCCGAUUUUAUAAAACUAUCUAUUCCUUCUGCUGUAAUGAUCAGCUUGGAGAUUUGGUCAUUCGAAUUGAUGGUCCUCUUAUCCGGUUUCCUUCCUAAUCCAAAGCUAGAAACCUCAGUCCUCUCAAUCAGCCUUAACACAUGUUCAAUGGUGUACAUGAUUCCAAUGGCAUUCAGUGGUGCAGCAAGCACAAGGGUUUCAAAUCAAUUGGGUGCUAGCCAACCACGACUCGCAAUUCUAGCAGUACGUGUUGCACUGUCCAUUGUGGUUAUUGAAGGCUUUUUGAUCGGUGCUGUCCUGAUAUUGGGUCGAAAAGUUUGGGGCUACUGUUACAGCAAUGAAACUGAAGUUGUGAAUUAUGUGGGUGAAAUGUUGAUUUUGGUUGCGGUAUCUCACUUUUUUGAUGGAAUUCAAUCUGUGCUUUCAGGGGUCAUAAGAGGAAGUGGGCAGCAAAAGGUUGGGGCAUAUGUUAAUCUGGGAGCUUACUAUCUUAUGGGCAUUCCUGUUGCAGUCUUAUUAGCUUUUGUCCUGCACAUUGGAGGGAAGGGUCUUUGGACGGGAAUUAUCGUGGCUCUAUUCGUGCAGGCACUAUGUCUUUCGAUCAUAAUCAUAUGCACAGAUUGGGAGAAAGAAGUGAAGAACGCUUCUGACAGAGUGUACAACACAAUGACCUCGGCUGAUACGUCAUAGUCAAGGUUCUAAAAGAUAUUAGGCGCUGGUCGGGUGGCGAGCUGGGAUCUAGCACUUAGGUGGCUAGGUGGGGUCUAGGUGGGCGCCAAGGCAAACUAGGCGGAUUUAAGUAAAUCUAUUAUAUUUUGUGUAAGUCACUUGCUUUCUUGGGUCGCUUCACUCGCCCGCGUCAAACUUCCAUUCUCUGUACUCUUAGGGUAACUUUGGGGUCCUUGCCCUUCACUUAUCUGGGGGUACCUAUUUUUCAAGGUAGGCCAAAAAAAGCUUAUUUCCAAGCUAUUGCAGAUAGGGUGCGGAAAAAGUUAGCCUCAUGGGAGGGUGCCCUAUUGUCUCAAGUAGGUCGUCUGGAAUUGCUUUCUUCUGUUAUCCAAAGUUUAUUGGUUUACUCUUUUCAGGUUUAUGAAUGGCCUUCUUUGCUUCCAAAACAAGUUCAAAGUUGGAUGCGAAAUUUAUUUUGGUCUGGCGACCCAAACAAUUGUGGUGUACCACUUGUGGCCUGGCGUAUUUGUUGUCAUCCAAAAGAGGAAGGGGGUCUUUGUCUUCGAGAUGUUAUAGUAAUGAAUUGUUCUCUAAUUCUCAAACGUUGUUGGGAUGUAGUUUCUUCUGAUUCUCUUGCAUUUAUUUUCUUAAGAUAUCGAUUUUUGGCUAAAGGUUUCUC